Messenger RNA from Cornus florida, 1940 nucleotides. RefSeq lists its product as uncharacterized. Gene Ontology annotation, molecular function: RNA binding. The record is from RefSeq and is a predicted model, not a curated record. Bases 279 to 1634 code for a protein of 451 amino acids. The transcript is spliced from 14 exons. NCBI's taxonomy places the organism in Eukaryota, Viridiplantae, Streptophyta, Magnoliopsida, Cornales, Cornaceae.
CCCAGCUCCAUCUCGAUACCAACGAACCAUCAAUUUACGAUCACUCUCAGCCCUCAACCUCCACAACUUGUUCGCCGGCGGCAACGAAGAUGAGGCCAAAUGCCGGCGGCAACUUCAUCGACAGCCCUCAUGUUAGGCUCACGACGGCGGUGUUGGCGGCGGAAUAGACGCCGUAGGGCGGCCUUGAUCUUGACAGCGCAAACCAACUCAUCAGAUCUAUGUGUUCGACUCUGUAACAACAGAUAAGGAAUACACAACCCCGAUUUCAGAAUAUUAUAAUGGACCGGCGAAAUACAGAAGCUUUCUUAUAUGCAGGAAUGGACAGCAACUCUCAGUCUUCCGGUUUUCAGCCUCCGCCUCCUGGAGUUGGACCAAUAGGCCCUCGAAGUUAUGCUCCACCCUUCCCUAUGCAGCCUCGCGGGCCUCCCGGAGUUGGACCAAUGGGCCCUCAAUGUUAUGUUCCACCCUUACCCAUGCAGCCUCGUUGGCCUCCUGGAGUUGGACCAAUGGGCCCUCAAAGUUAUGCUCCACCCUUCCCUAUGCAGCAAGGACAGACAACUUUGGGUUCACAACAAUUUUGUUCAGUUGGACAUGGUAUAUCUUCACAUAAUGUUGGGAUGCCAUCUAGUCAAGGUCAGCCUCUGCAGUUUUCUCAACCAAUGCAGCAAUUACCUUCAAGGCUUGGCCAUCCAAACAUACCACAGACCCAGCAAUUUGCUCUGCAUUUAAAUCAACAUAUGCCUGGUUUAGGUGGUCCAGGAGCACCUUUCUCCUCAUCCUAUUCUGGAAGUUUCUCCUCAUCGCAUACUUUUGCAUCAUCUUCUUUUGGCCAGCAACCAAAUGCGCCGAAUGUCUCAUCUCAGUUCCGACCAUUGUCAGAAAUGCAUGCAUACGGUGCAUCACAUGUUACUCCUGUGCAGGUGACUGGGCAACAACCUUCAGUUACUGCUUCCACAGUUCCACAACCAAAUGCGCCAAAUGUCUCAUCUCAGUUCCGACCAUUGUCAGAAAUGCAUGCAUGCAGUGCAUCACAUGUUACUCCUGUGCAGGUGACUGGGCAACAACCUUCAGUUACUGCUUCCACAGUUCCACAACCAAAUGCGCCGAAUGUCUCAUCUCAGUUCCGUCCAUUGUCAAAAAUGCAUGCAUGCAGUGCAUCACAUGUUACUCCUGUGCAGGUGACUGGGCAACAACUUUCAGUUACUGCUUCCACAGUUCCACAACCAAAUGCGCUGAAUGUCUCAUCUCAGUUCCGACCAUUGUCAGAAAUGCAUGCAUGCAGUGCAUCACAUGUUACUCCUGUGCAGGUGACUGGGCAACAACCUUCAGUUACUGCUUCCACUGUUCCAGUGACUGGGCAACAACCUUCAGUUACUGCUUCCACAGUUCAAAUAACACAUACAAUGCAAGUAUCAUUAAUAAAGGCCGAGGACAUCAUUGGGAUCGCCGGAGCCAAUGUUAGUUACGUUCAUCGUACUAGUGGAGCGAAUCUUACUGUGUCAGAGACGGAGGGCAUUCCUGAAGAGAUGACUGUCAAAAUUAAAGGCACCUAUUCAGAAGUUCUGAAGGCUCGACGUCUUAUACAGGAGUGUCUUAGUGCCGGAGCCAAAUCCAUGCGUCGAGGAGGAGUUUGACACCCGAUCGAGUUCCUACUCACAUUUGGCUGGCACCUCCCCGUCAUUUUCAUUUGCAUCUGAGCCAUUUGGUGCGUAUGAACCUUGUAAUUUUGGAGAACUAAAUUAUAUUUUCCAUUUUUGGACUCCCUGGAACUCCAUUGUAGAAUGAUCUUGUGGUAGUCAAAUGUUGUAAAGGAGAGAAACUAAUUUUCAUGAAGACCUUACUAACUCGCAUACACAGACAGAACAAAGAAAAAAAUUGUGUCUGUGCUCUGUUCUUGUGUAUGUUUUCAUUUUGAAGUUUUCUUGCUUGCAUUUACUAAA